ACGUAAGGCGGCGGGCGCGCGCCAUUGGCCCGCCCGGCAUUAUUAAAUAAACCUCCUGAGAGGAGGGCGCGCGUCGCGUGGCGUGCGGGCACAGCACCGCAUCACGCGCGGGCCCGCGCCGCGUCGGCCCGCUGGCGCGCGGCCAUGGCAGACAUGCCGGACCUGUCGCACCUCACGCCCGAGGAGCGCGCCAUCAUCGAGGGCGUCAUGAUGCGCCAGCGCCAGGAGGAGCAGCGCGAGCACGAGAUCAUGAGGCGCAAACAAGACGAGGUGGCGGUACUGGAGCAAACGAUUCGCACAAGGAACGAGAUGCAGCGCGCGGCGGGCGUGGAGCUGGCGGCCACCUGCCACAUCUGCCUCAAGACCAAGUUCGCGGACGGCGUCGGCCACUCGUGCCACUACUGCCGCGUGCGCUGCUGCGCCCGCUGCGGGGGGAAGGUCACACUGCGCUCUAAUAAGGUGAUAUGGGUCUGCAUUCUAUGCCGCAAGAAGCAGGAGCUGCUGUCGAAGACGGGCCAGUGGAUCCACAAGAGCGGGCCGGCGGACGCGAUGAUGUGGCAGCAGAUGGAGUCGGACCUGCGCGGGCUGCCGAUGCCGGGCGAGGCCACGCUGGACAAGCGGCCCAAGCUGGAGCGGGCACACAGCGCGGCGGAGAAGGAGAACCUUCCCUUGCAGCGUGGGGGCAGUGCGUUGAGACGGCAGUACAGCCAGCAGGAGCCGCGCUGCUACGGCGAGCUGGAGGGGCUGGCGCGCACGCACCCGCAUCUGGUUCACCCGCGGCAGAAGGCGGCCUACGGCGUGGAGGACGAGCCGCCUCGCUCCUCCUCCGACGAGGAGGCGCCCGACUGCGACGACGACGACGAGUACCGCGACCGCGGACAACUAGAGGGCUGCACUCCUCUGAGGCACCCGCAGCUGCGCAGCGCCAGCGUGGCUGCCAACAAUUAUUACAAUUUGACUAAUCACUCGGCGGGCGGGUACGAGGCGGAGGCGCGCGGCGGCGGGCGCAGCUUCGACUCGGCCACGGACUGCCGCUGGCGCGCGCGCGACGACGGCGACGGCGCCUACCUGCGGCCCUACGCGCCCGACGACCGCACCCGGCUCGAGCGACCCGUCUACAAGAGUGCCUAUCUAUGGGAAGAUUCCGCCGACAAUAGACGUUUCACCGAGAGGAGAAAAAAAACGGUUCGGUUCGACGGGCACGAGGGCGCGGCCACGUUCCCCCGCGGCGGGCGGGACGCGGGCGGCGCGCCGCUGGACUGGGCCUCGCUGCGCUGGGAGCAGGAGCGCCAGACCAGCCAGGACUCCGCCACCAAGGACUCCGGCAUCGACACCUCCAGCACAUUCACCUCCAGCGAAGAUUCUAACAGGGGUGAUUGCCCUAAGUUUCCGCAGAGCUGGCAGGUGUCGGCGGACGGGUCUCGCAUGAUCGGGCACAUGGUGCUGCGCAAGACCGUGGUGGAGGGCAGCUCGCACUCGUCGUGCGCCAUCCUGGGGCUCAAGGUGGUGGGCGGCAAGCUGCUGCCCGACGGGACCAGGGGCGCCAUCGUGGAGAAAGUUAAGAAGGGUUCCAUAGCCGACGUGGAAGGACAACUUAGGAUAGGUGACGAGGUGCUCCAAUGGAACGGCGUCCCGCUGCAGGGGCGCGGCGCGGAGGACACGGCGGCGGUGGUGGCGGACAGCAAGCACGACUCGCACGUCGAGCUGGUGGUGAGCCGGCCCGUGGUGGCCGCGCGCCCGCCCGCGCAGCCGUGGCGGACGCAUAAAGAAGUAUACACGGAAGUGAUGGGGGGAUGCGAAAAGCCGAGCGUGCUAGUGACGUCACCGGGCUCCCCCGACGUGCACUCCAGGCGACGCAGCAGAAGACACAACCAUCACAACGCCAGCGUCGCCGGAAGAGUACAGCUAAAGAUCUACUUCGACAUCAGCGCACUCCAACUACUAGUGACGGUGGUGUCGGCGGCCGGCCUCAGUCCGCGGCCGGACGGGUCCCCGCGGUGUCCGUACGCAAAGAUCUUCCUUCUACCGGACAAGAGCGAGAAAAGCAAACGCAGGACCAAGACUUUCGCUAACACCCUGGAGCCACGGUGGAACCAGACGUUUGUGUAUUGCGGGAUUCGUAUCACGGAUAUCAAGAAACGGACUUUAGAAGUAACAGUGUGGGAUUUGAACCGUUAUGGCCCAAACGAUUUUCUCGGUGAAGUGCUCUUAGAUCUGGACAGUAUAGUGAUGAAUCAUGAACCCAACUGGUACACGCUGAAGCCUCACGAAGAAUCCAUAAGUUAUAACUCGUUCUUCCAGAGAUACAGAGAGGAAGAAGCAGAUGGCGAACACCUGUCACCGCCGUCGACGUCGACGUCGCGCCUGUCGGACUCCGACACGCCCAGCGAGUGCGAGAUGCGGCGGCACCACUCGCUGUCCAGCCUGGCUUCUAGCUCCAGCCCGCCGCCGUCGUCGCACAACCACGAGCGCAUGGAGGACGGGGCGCGGCGCAGCCGUCGCGACGUGUCGCCGUCGGGGCGCGCGCGGGCGGCCGGCCUGAGUCGCGAGCGGGUGAGCACCGCGCGAGCUCGCUGCGAUGUGCGAGGUGGUGAGCACUGGCUGACGUGUGCUUGUGUGCAGGGCGGCGGCGGCGGCGGCGCGCGCUCGCAGUCGGCCGCGCCCGGCGCCCGCGGCCCGCGCGCCCGCAGCAAGUCUCCGCGCCGCUCCCUGUCCCCGCCGGCCGACUCCUGGCGCUACACAGGCGAGGAGCGCGGGGGCGGCGGCGGGGGCGGGGGCGGGGGCGAGGGGCGGCUGCCCACGCACGCGUACGCGCCGCGCUUCCAGUCGCGCUCCGCCACCGCCACGCCCACCACCAGCCCCAAGAAGAGGCAGCUGCCGCAGAUACCGCCGCACCAGGGCACGCAGCGGACAGUCCGGGCGCAGGUGUCGGCGGACCUAGAAGAACGUAAGUGGAUCGCGCCGCACCACAUUGGCGCAACACUCACCUACCGCAGCACGCCACAAGGCUGGGAGCGUCACUACGCCGGCUUAUCCGACUCUGAGCUAGCGGCGCGCGGCGGCAACGGCGGCGGCUGGGCGCCCCGGAGGCGACCCUCCCCGGACCAGGCGGCCGGAGACUCAGACCUCGAGUCCGUGGCCUCGGUCACGUCUAGCGCAUUCAGCACGCAGUCCGAGCGGCCAAGACCGACCAGGAUGCUCAGCAACGAGUACGGAGGACGAGAGAACGGGCGCGGCGGCCACCAGCCGCAGCCGCUGGAGCGCCGCGAGUCCCGCCGCUCGCAGUUCACGCGCAGCCUCAGCAACGCAGACGGACCGCCCGACGAAAAAGCUGACGGCAGCCUGAGCGACACGGCGCUGGGCGGCAACGGCGAGCUGGAGGCGGCGUGCGACGACGCGCUGCUCAAGGCCGAGCCGCGGGACUACUUCGGCCCCGGCAUGGGCAAGAAGAGCAACUCCACCUCGCAGCUCUCCGCCACAGGACGGAAACGGAGAUUAGGUUUCGGUAAACGCGGCAAAAAUUCGUUCACGGUGCAACGCAGCGAGGAGGUGGGCCCCGGGGGCGCGGGGGUGUCCCGCGCCUCGUCCGCCUCCAGCGAGCACGACGACGACAGAUGGUCGCCGGGUCUACGCGGCUCUGGUUCGUCGGACGGCGGCGGUCUUUCCGACUUCAUCGAUGGACUCGGGCCGGGCCAGCUGGUGGGCAGACAACUGCUGGGCGCGCCCACGCUCGGGGACGUGCAACUCUCCAUGUGCUACCAGAAGGGAUUCCUUGAGGUGGAGGUGAUCCGCGCGCGCGGGCUCCAAGCGCGGCAAGGCAGCCGCACGCUGCCGGCGCCCUACGUCAAGGUGUACCUGGUCAACGGCAAGCGCUGCGUGGCCAAGGCCAAGACCACUAGCGCGCGCCGCACGCUCGACCCACUGUACCAGCAGACCUUGACCUUCAGGGAGAACUUCAAGGGAUGCGUAUUGCAAGUGACAGUGUGGGGCGACUACGGGCGCAUCGAGGGCAAGAAGGUGUUCAUGGGCGUGGCCCAGAUCAUGCUGGACGACCUCAACCUCUCCAACAUCGUCAUCGGAUGGUACAAGCUUUUUGGAACCACUUCUUUGUAACCCAAGGACAAUGCAAUGUCUAGGAAGCGGGGUGGUUGCAGACCCUAUAUCACAAUAAAAAAAAUUAAAACAUGUCCAAGUAAUACAUUAGUGAUACUGCUUUAAUAUCAUGAUAAAAAAUGCAAUCAAUAUCUUGAAUAUAGGAAAUUUUCUAUAAAACGAAUGAUAUAAUUAUUUGUAUUUUUAUUUUCAGUUGGGCUACUGAAGUUUUGAAUAGAUAGCAUUUUAUAGCAAUGAAACAAAUGUAUAGAUGUAUUCAAUAAUAUGUAAUUAAGUAUUAAAAGCCAAAUGCAAAUCUG
This is a messenger RNA of Plutella xylostella (diamondback moth), 4412 nucleotides long. NCBI's taxonomy places the organism in Eukaryota, Metazoa, Arthropoda, Insecta, Lepidoptera, Plutellidae. The record is from RefSeq and is a predicted model, not a curated record.